CACCUUGUGGACCUCAUGCCCGUCGGGAUGGCUCGUCGCUCGGCGGUGAGCCUGGUGGGACUCGGGGCUCGGACCGUCGGGCAGCUGCUGUCCGGAGGCUCCGCUCGGCUCCUCCGCACCUCAGCCGCCAACCCUUCACCCUCACCCGGGUUCAAGCCGGAGAAAGUGGCGGUGGUGACGAAGACCACCCGGUACGAGUUCGAGCAGCAGCGGUACCAGUACGCGGGUCUGUCCGAGGAGGACCUGACACAGCUGCUGGCGAUGAAGGGCUCCAGCUACACUGGUCUGCAGGAGAGACACAACAUCCACACCAACAACGUGGAGCACAUUGUGAAGAGCCUCCGGAAGGAAGGAAUGGACGUCCGGGUGGUGAAGAGAGGAGAGUACGACGAGGAGGUCGUCCGAUGGGCCGACGCCAUCAUCUCGGCCGGAGGUGAUGGGACAAUGCUACUGGUGGCCAGUAAGGUUCUGAGCAAGAACAAACCAGUGGUGGGAGUGAACACUGACCCUGAGAGGUCAGAAGGUCACCUGUGUCUGCCGGUCCGUUUCACUCGGGCCUUCCCAGAGGCUCUGGAGAAACUCUGUCGUGGUGAGUUCAGGUGGCUCUGGCGUCAGAGGAUUCGUGUGCACUUGGAAGGAACGGGAAUCAACCCCACGCCGCUGGAUCUGCACGAGCAGCAGCUGAGCCUGGAGCAGCACAGCCGAGCCCACCGCAUCGCCAUGGACGGACAGCACAUUUUCUCAGAGACAGGGUCGCUGCACCAGAGCUCCUCCAAGCCCAGUCUCCUCCCCAUCAGGAGCCUGAACGAGAUCUUCAUUGGAGAGUCUCUGUCCUCCAGGUCGAAGUUAAAACCCGUCAAACACCGUGUUAACCUCUUGCUCCAUAGGGCUUCCUACUAUGAGAUCUCUGUGGACGACGGCCCGUGGGAGAAGCAGAAGAGCUCCGGCCUCAGCAUCUGCACAGGAACCGGAUCCAAAGCCUGGUCGUACAACAUCAACAAACUGACUGAACAGGCUGUGGAGGAGCUGUUAACGAUCGGAAAGUCUCUCUCAGGUCUCGAUAUCCCACUUAAUCGAGAAUUCGUGGAAAAGGUCACUGACGGAUACAACGAGUCGCUGGUGUUCGGGCCGGACGACAGACGCUUGUUCUACAGCAUCAGGGAGCCCAUCGUCAACCGGGUGUUCUCCAGCAGCCGGCAGAGAGGCUUCGCUCACAAGGUGUGCGUCCGCUCUCGCUGCUGGGACGCCUGCAUGGUCGUGGACGGAGGGACAUCGUUCGAGUUCAAUGACGGCGCCAUCGCUACAAUCAGCAUGAGUGAGGAAGACCAGCUCCGGACCGUGGUUCUGGAAAACUGAGCCGUGUUAGAACAGGUGACGCCUGGCCACCAGGUCAAAGGUCAAAGGGAAGAAGCGGGUUUUAGCUUUUAGCUCCACACGUGUUUCUAUUUUUAUACCUGACGAAAAGGUAUCAAUGUUUCUAAUGUGUGAUUUGGGCUUUUUCUCCAGAUCAGAUAAAUUGAAAUCGUUUUUUCCUCCUUAAGAUUUAAUAAAUUCAUCCCAACAUCAGGAUGUAAUCAUCGAUGAUUCAUCGUGCAGAGACGAGCGGCUUGUUCACAAAUUACUAAACUAUGAUCUGUUCAAAGACUCAGAGAUGAAAGAGGACGAGCAGCAGAGACGUGAAGACGCUGAUCUGAGACCAUCCAGCGUCUCCUCCUGAAAACAGAUCUUUAGAAAGAACUCGCAAACACUGAACAGGAGUUUUUGAUGCCGAUAUUGAUUAUUUUAUCUUACAAGAUUUUUUCUUCAAACCAAAUAGAAAAUAGAAAAUAUCAUUUAGGUAAAAUACGAACAGAAUGUAAAAUAUGAUAUUGACAAACGUGGACACUGACGUCUGUGGAAGAAUCAUCGGAUAAAUAACAGAAUAAUUUCCUUAAUAGAUCCCAUAUUUUCCAAUAUCAGUAUUUUGACGAGUUGGAAAUGGUGAAUUUCUUUGGGACCAUUUCCUCCAGCGGAUGAAUCCACAUCACUUAGUUUUUACCAGAGGAGAAAGAUCAGAAGAAUUAUGUGAAGUGAGCACAGUGGUUGAUUGUUAAGUUUGUUAUUGACCUAAGAUAUUUUUGGAAUAAAGGGUUUAUAGGAUUUAUAUUUUAUAGCUGUGGGUGCUGAAAAGAAAAAGCAUUAAAUGCACUAAAAACUGAGUUUGGGGCCUUUUUCUACAUUUAGGUCAAAAGUUUGUUUUGAAAACUUCAAACUAGAAAAAAAGAUUUUGGGAAUGUUCCUGAGCAAACACUUCUGAACGUGAAGACACUAAAGAGUUUGAGUUGUUUGAAGCUGUCAUGUCACUGAUGCAUCUUGUGACACGUGCGGUCGACUCCUGUGUCUUGAACAAAAUGAUCAUUAAAUUGUUAAAUGCAUCGUGUGUCAUUCUGUUUAUCAGA
Messenger RNA from Pleuronectes platessa (European plaice), 2438 nucleotides. It is a transcript of the gene nadk2, whose product is annotated as NAD kinase 2, mitochondrial. The record is from RefSeq and is a predicted model, not a curated record. Bases 16 to 1356 code for a protein of 446 amino acids. The transcript has 12 exons. Gene Ontology annotation, cellular component: mitochondrion. Gene Ontology annotation, molecular function: NAD+ kinase activity. NCBI's taxonomy places the organism in Eukaryota, Metazoa, Chordata, Actinopteri, Pleuronectiformes, Pleuronectidae. Gene Ontology annotation, biological process: NAD+ metabolic process; NADP+ biosynthetic process.